This is a messenger RNA of Asparagus officinalis (garden asparagus), 862 nucleotides long. RefSeq names its product H/ACA ribonucleoprotein complex non-core subunit NAF1-like. Gene Ontology annotation, biological process: box H/ACA snoRNP assembly; ribosome biogenesis; pseudouridine synthesis. Gene Ontology annotation, molecular function: RNA binding. Lineage: Eukaryota; Viridiplantae; Streptophyta; Magnoliopsida; Asparagales; Asparagaceae. The transcript is spliced from 3 exons. The record is from RefSeq and is a predicted model, not a curated record. The coding region runs from base 1 to 714 and encodes 237 amino acids. Gene Ontology annotation, cellular component: sno(s)RNA-containing ribonucleoprotein complex.
AUGGCAGGGACAGUGGCUGACAGGGAAGAAGAUUUCCGUCCUUUUACUCAGGUAAGACCUUCGAUUGUUGUUCCAGCUGCUAGGCAGAAGAGACUAGCCCACAAGCCGCGUGCAGAGCCGCAAGCAUAUGAGAUGGAUUUUGCUGGUGAUGAUCUUGCCAGCGACGGAGAUAUUCUCUUUUGCUGUUGCUCCAAAUCUAACUACGACUUCACUUUGCUCCAGAUAUUGAGCAACAGGGUCAUUGUGGAGGGAUCAGAGAAGCACAGCUCUCUCAAUGAGGGAUCCAUUCUCUGGAUUACUGAAACCAGGUUGCCACUAGGAAGAAUUGAUGAAAUAUUUGGACCUGUGAAGAAUCCCUUCUAUGUUGUCAGGUACAACUCUGAUGAUGAAGUUCCUCAAGGAAUUAGCAUUGGUGUUGCCAUCUCUUUUGUUGUGGAUUUUGCCAACCAUAUUCUAAAUGAAAAAUACCUCUAUGAGAAUGGGUAUGAUGCAUCAGGUAUCGAUGAUGAGGAGGCUGCUGACGAAGUGGAAUUCUCUGAUGAUGAAAAGGAAGCUGAGUACAAGAGAUCUCUCCGUCAAAGUAAGCGAGAUGCAAACUAUGGGAAACAGGGGACUGGGUUUGGCAAGAAAGCUAAUUAUAAGGGUUUAGUUGUAAAGAGAGGUCGACAAUGUGUAAUAUUUAUGCUUCUUAUAUUUAGGACUUUAGUUGUGUAAAUUUGAAGCAGUUGUAUCCCUAAUUUGAAGCAAUCUUUGUGUAAAUCUUGGCUGGCACUCUAUUAUAAAUGAAAACUUGUCUUCCAUUCUGAGUUGCGAUUUGUAGAGCAUGUUUAUAUUGAGAAUAUUCCAUUAGUGCCUUUGAAUC